AUGGUUGAAUUCUUCUAUCACGACAACAAAGAUACUCCAGAAAACUUUACUGAUGUUCACAACUCAGGGGAACCAGUAAGUGUCGAAGACCUUGAUAAGCUUGGAGUCAAGUACUUCCAUGUUACUAGCACGAAUGAAUUGGACGAUAUUGCGACCAAGAGAAACUAUAAGAAUAGAGACGAGAUAACGUUGAAUUUGGAUUCAUUUGGUGGUGAUGUGGACGCAUUUAAUGCUAAAAUGAAGCAAUUUUAUAAAGAACAUUACCACGAAGACGAAGAGAUAAGAUAUAUUAUUGAUGGGGAGGGAUAUUUUGAUGUGAGAGAUAAGCAGGAUAGAUGGAUAAGGGCAAAACUUGUUCCUAACGACAUGUUGGUUUUGCCAGCAGGCAUUUACCAUCGUUUUACCUUGACUAGUGCGCUCAGAAAGGUCAAGGCAGUUCGAUUAUUUAAAGAUGAGCCAAAAUGGGAGGCCAUUAACAGAGAAACCGGUAGAAAUAGCGAAGCUCGUACCGAAUAUUUAAAUACUAUUGCUGUGUAG
Molecule: messenger RNA, 537 nt
Organism: Debaryomyces hansenii CBS767
Lineage: Eukaryota; Fungi; Ascomycota; Pichiomycetes; Serinales; Debaryomycetaceae
Product: acireductone dioxygenase (Ni2+-requiring)
Exons: 1
Coding region: 1-537 (178 amino acids)
Molecular function (GO): acireductone dioxygenase [iron(II)-requiring] activity
Source: RefSeq, a predicted model, not a curated record